Molecule: messenger RNA, 5133 nt
Organism: Plasmodium knowlesi strain H
Lineage: Eukaryota; Apicomplexa; Aconoidasida; Haemosporida; Plasmodiidae
Product: conserved Plasmodium protein, unknown function
Exons: 14
Coding region: 1-5133 (1710 amino acids)
Source: RefSeq, a predicted model, not a curated record
AUGGAUCAUCAUCAUUGUGUGCAGUGUAGCAAUUUUAUGAAGGAGAAAAAAAAGGAUGGAAGGAGUUCCCAUUUGGAAAAGCUCCCUAUCGAUGUUAACGGUGAGAAGUUCCGCCAGGAUUUUAAGGGUUACUUGAGGAAUGUGAACCAAUCCUUUCUGCACUCGCGCCAUGAAGUGUUUUCCGCAUGUAACUGGAGCAAUUUGAAAAGGGUCCUAGCCGAUUACGGGUCCAGCGAUGUUGUAAAAUCGUUCAAUGCGAGAUUGGCUUGUGCACGCAGUUUUAGGCUGGAGUUGACAGAGAGUUAUAAGAUGCACAAGGAGGAUCAGUACAUGGAAAGCACUUUGGAGAGGGAGAAUCACAUAAGACAGAGAAAAUUAAAAGAGAGGCAUUACGAGCAGAUGGAGAAGCAGAUGUUUGUGCGGAACCAGAGGGAAUAUAGGGACUUGGAAAGGAAAGAGCUGCAAAACAAGCACGAAGCGGAGAAACAAAAAAUGCAGGACUUGGUGAAGAGCAUGAUCCACGCCGCGUUCAAGAUGGAGCAAAUGGAAACCACCUACGGAGAUUCCUAUUUUUACAAUACUUUGUUUUCCUUGGAGAAAUCUUUUUUCAUGAGGCAAAUAAAAAAUAUGAGUGAGCUUGCCCAAAACAACACCCGCAUGAAUGAGCUAACAGCGGCGAGCACACCAAUGGGCGUUUUUGAAGAAGGGGGAAAAAAAGAGGGAAAAAAAGGGGAGAAGGAGCAAAAAAUGGAGAGAGGAACAGCUGGAGACAAGUCUACAGAAUCGGUCCUUCAGGGCUCGACUAACGAGCUGAAUUUUCUGAAAUGCCAAGGCAUCGUGGACAGUUUUUUCCACUUGGAUCUGCGAAACGUUUCAGGAACAAAACUCAGCACAGGAAAACGUGCAUACUCGCACAUGUUGGCAUAUUUAGCUAACCAAGGAGAAAUGUCUGGAGUGAACAGGAAAGAACUCCAUUCAGAACAUCCGAACAUACGUUAUGGAAAGCGCUACUCCAAUUAUAGAGAAAAAAUGUUAGAGGGUCUUCCACAGGUCGAUUGGAAUUAUGUAAAGGAGAAAAUGGGGGAUAAACAUUUUUCCAUUUUGCCAAUGGACAUUGUUGAAGAAAAAGUUAAAGAAUUGCCCCUAUUGAAAAGUUUACUUUUGAAAUUGUUUAAAAAAAGCCCAAGGGAGAGUUAUUUCUGGGGGAAGUACAAAUUGCCCCUAAAAAUUGCAAUAACGGGAAAAAUCAAAAAAGACGCCGAAAGGUUAGCAGAAAAACUAAGUAGGACAUUCCCCCUAAAGGUAUACGAUGUUGAUAAAAUCGAAGAGGACGUCCAAAGGAUCUGUACCGGGGGGAGUAAUCACGAUGACCCAAGCGAGGAGAUAACUACACACACACAAAAGAACAAACAGAGAAUCGCCAGGAAGAUAAAAAGGAUUGCUCAAACAUUAAGAAAAAAGAAUUAUGAAGAAAAAAACAGGGACAGUCUCUACGCCGAUUUGUUGUACUACAUCAUAAAGUACGACUACGACCUCUUUCAUGUGAGCAAAAGGGGAAGGAAGAGAAAAGGUUUAGUGGAAGUCUCCCCAAACGAAGAAACAGAAAACUCAAAAAGGAAAAAGUAUAGAGGAUACAUCAUUAUCAACUUUUUUUAUUCUUUAAAACAGUACGUCCUGUUUGAACUCAAAGCGAAGAAGUUUUUUAUUUACAACGAUUUCUUACAUGAACAUGUUCAUAAUUUAAAAAGGAGGAAAAUACCACGUGAGCAUAACGUACCCCAUAUAAAUCAACCGGAGCUGGAAAGAAAAAAAGGAGACUCAAAGAAAGGAGUGAAUUAUGCUUGUAGAAAAACAUCACCAAAGGAAAAGAACAAACAUAGUGGUGAAAAAAAACAAAAUGGUAAAGUCGGCACAGAGGUGAGUACCCUCCCCAAUGAUAGCGAUGUACAGAAGGAAGAAGAAGCCACAACAGAACAGAUUCGAACUCACCACAUGGAAAAAGAAAACAUUUUAUUCUUCUCCAACUUUAUUUGCAACAUUGAUGAUUCGAAUAGCGUCAAGGGAAGGCACCACUUUUCCGGGGCGACAGAUUUACACUUCCAUGUCGAUAGGAGCAAUAAGGAGAUGAAUAGAAUUCUAUUUGGGCGUAUCACCAAGGGUGAAGAAAUAGACAAGGCUGUUCGUGAAGAGAUAGACAAGGCUGUUCGUGAAGAGAACAAGAGUGGAUACAUGGAUGGAAGCUUCUCUCCAAAGAUAAGUCCUGUAUUCGUAAAACUGAAAAGAAUCAACACUGCUACUGGGUUCAGAAGGGAAAGCGACACAGAAAUUGGAAACUCACAAAGUGUUAAAAAGAGAAAAAAACAUACAAUGAAGUGCAGAAUUGUAAGUGCAAAAAAGGUUAGUAAAAAGGGAAAAGACGAAAAAGAUACCAAGUGCAUCUAUUCGGAUAAUCAAACUGUCGAUCCUGAUGAGGAAAAAUUCCGCUCCAACUUACAUUUAAUGAGAGGCAUUUUCCAGAUGGAUCGAAACUGCCAAGAGGUAGAGGCAUUCCUAAAAGCCUACGAGGGGGGGUCCACAUAUCCACGGUUUAAUCUGCUGAGGAGGCACCAGUACAAGUCGGUGUGUCUUUUGGUUUCGAAGAUUUUGCACAGUGGGCGGGGAAGACAGAUGAGAAUGCGAAGAGGAGGGGAAGUGAGUGACUUCGGGGGUGGAAUAAGUGAAGAAGAUGCCAAAAUGGACAGCAACUUUGGUACUAAAAGAGGCUCCCAUCCCGGAGGAGACCCCAUCCCUCGCAGAAUUGAUAGUCACAUGGCCACCUACUUCAAACUGCGCUACUGUAACAUCAUCAAGGAGUACGUAUGCCACCUGUUCAAUCUCUUCGUAUGGAAAGAAAAUCUAAAAAAAAACGUAGAACAAACCAUCCAACACAUACAUAGAAAUAUGCACAUGUUCACAGAUAACGUAAACUUUGAAUCCAUUAACGAAAUAAUCCAAUCUUACAACCGGUUGAGAGCAUCUGGCAUCAAAAACAAAAAAGUGGAGCUAGUGCUGUGUAAGGAAAUAAACACCAUUAUGAUAAAAACAUGGCUACACAUCUUGAAGGGGAAAAAUGAUUCCAGACAAAAGGAGAAAGUGUGCAUACAAAAAUGGAUAGACAUGCAGAUGUUCCUCUUGAUCUUUUUCUCCUUCUACUUGAUCAGCAUAGAACAUGAGUUGUAUCUUAAGAUGUCUCAUUUUGUAAAUGAAAUGGUAUAUUGCCUGCUGAGUCAGGAGGAGGGGUCGGCAUCCAAAAAUGAGAAAGAGAAACAUUUUCUCAUUUUUAAUUAUUUUCCGAAAAGUAAAAAAGAUUUUUAUACAUUCGAGGGAGACAAUUAUCACUUCCCGUUUGUGCAAAAUGUUCGGGAGGAUGUUCGCAAAUUUUUAACGGAGCAUUUGAACGGAAGAAGUUCGAACAAGGCACGAAGUGAUGAGUCCAGUGACCACGACAGUCUCUUCCACACAGAACACGAAAAAAAUAUCUUCCGUUUGGCUAAAGAGUUCCAUUUCUUAAGCACCUGCAAAUUUGUUUACAAAUUUAAUUGCCUUCUCAACGAAACGGUGUCUACUCUCAGAGCGUACUUUUUCAUUUUUCACGACCUUAAAAAUUACGUAAACGAUUUCAUCACCUUGCACUACUUCAUAAUCUACAAACAGGUGAACCUCGCUUGCGCACGCGUAAAGAGGGCCAUCGAAAGUGAUAGGCAUAUCAAUUUUUUCUACGCAGGAAGGAUUCGAAAAAGAAAAGAAAAAAGACGCCUUCGGGAUGGGAAUGGAAAAAGGAGCGAAUGGAAGAAACCCUCGUCUGGCUUGGUCCAACCUAGGAAGGGGGACACCUCGGUGAACACUGCAUGCAAAUCUUCCAGGAGGAGAAGAAGAAAAAAAAAAUGCAAUAUUAAAAAUGAGGAGCAUCCCUUUUUUAACAUCACCGAAAUGAAACAGUCUUUCAGAAAUAACAUAACUUUUACUUUUUUAAAAAAUAUUAGGAGUUACAUCUUUCUUGAACACCACUCCGUUAUUAUAUCCAGAGGGGAUCUGCAAAAUGCUAUCACGAAGAGUCUCCUUUUUGUAAAAGAUAAAACAGAACAAGUGAAUAUUUCCACCUUUAUUGGUGGUACUAUGCUAGACGCCUACUUCAAAGAGCGCAGUGUAUCUCCCCAGCCGUUCCUUCUACGAGAAAGUCGGAAAAAUUAUGAUAAUGAUUCUCCGUCAUGUGUCUUUCCUGAUACGGAAGGAAAACAGAACAGAUAUGUUUUUUUUCCAGACUUUUUUUUCUUUCUUCUUUUUUUUUUCUUCAAAAAGGAGGGCCAUCAUAAUUAUAUUCACAAGAUUUUCCAGAAUUAUUUUAACGUCUUGGAGGAGAAGAUGACAUCCAAGGGAGAACUCAGUGGGAGCAAAAGGCUGGAGGUGCUGAGGGGAUGCCUUCCCCUUUGGACAAGCUUGACUGAUGUGGACAGCCCGCAUAAGGGAGGUAGUUUGAUUGAACAGGGGGUGACAGGUCGGGCCGAAAAGAGUGAAGAGAAAUAUGACUCGGAAGACGCCAAGAAUAUUUUCUCAGAGGAUGCAGCUAAACACUCAGCUAGCCAAAAUUGCGCAGAAAAAGAUCACCUGAACAACACACAAAAAAAAAAAAAAAAAUUCGAAGAAAGCAUAGACUAUUUCACAUUUGAACAAUUUGCCGCCUUGGGAUUAUUUGAUUUCGCGAAGGACACACAAAAAAAACUCACAAAGGAAGAAAGAAAAAAGGAAAACUACGAAAUUCAUCUGCUGAAUAAAUUUGUUUUUAAUUUUUUAUAUUCGCUUAGUUUAUUUCCUAAUUUUUACGAACAUGUCAAAAUUUAUGUAAGAAAAUAUUUGUUGAAAAAAAAUACAGAAAUGGUCUCCUCUUUUGAAAAGUGUGUGAUGGAGAGAAUGAAAAGUACAGAGGGGAGGGGGGGGUCUGUCCACAUCGCCCCUGCGCAGACAUGGGGGAAGGAAAUACAACAUUUGAGAAAGGGGCAAGACAAUUCUACGACGCUGUUUAAUACAAAAAAAAAAAAGGUGCGGGUAAAGGAAAUACUCAUUUUUUUUCACACCAGCUAUCAGUAUGAUAGUUAA